Messenger RNA from Knipowitschia caucasica, 597 nucleotides. The record is from the annotation of a GenBank genome assembly. Lineage: Eukaryota; Metazoa; Chordata; Actinopteri; Gobiiformes; Gobiidae.
AUGUGUGUGGCCCCUGCUGGACUGAGUGUGAGGGUGGGCAGCUGCCAUUUGUCCUGUGUGCCGCCACCACACCUGCAGACACGCUGCAGCUUGUCUCAUCAAUUUCGGAACUGCACAAAACUUGGAAGCCAAAAGUUCAACAGCAUAAGCUUCUGGGGACAUCUGGCCUUCUGGAGAAAAGAGACACGCCCAAAGAGAGAACAGGAUUUAACCAAAGCAAAAGGCCAAGGAUGGAAGAGGGAAACUGGGAAGGGCGAAGCGUGGAAAUCCUUCUCAAAAAUGGACAGAGUGGAGGAUUUUUUCGCGCAGUUGUGGAGUUUUGUGACGGACAAGCACAACCAAGGCGUCUUCAACACCGUGUGCCUCGUGGUCCUGCUGACCUUGCCCCUCCUCGUCAUCCUCAGCGCCUUCAUCGUGUGCUGUCACUGCUGCUGCUGUCGCCAUGGCGAAGGAUGCUGCUGCUGUUGUGGGGACUCCAAGAGAAAGGCUAGGUCAGACACGAAAAAGAAGAAAAGCGUGACGAACACGGACGACCUGUGGAUCUCGGUGAAACCAGGGGCGAUGGCGGCGGACAGAGUUGCGCUGGGAAUGGUUUGA